AUGGGCCGCAAGAGGAGGGCUAGGGUUUCCAGCGACAGCGACGGCGACGACGUCGAGAUGAACGGCCAAGAGCCCGCCGCCGCCGCCGACGCGCAGAGCAAGAGCCUCUACGAGAUAUUAGGGGUUGAGAGCACAGCUUCACAACAGGAGAUAAAAAAGGCAUAUCACAAGUUGGCCUUGCGUCUUCACCCAGAUAAGAAUCCUGGAGAUGAGGAAGCCAAUGAAAAAUUCCAGCAGCUGCAGAAGGUGAUAUCUAUUCUUGGAGACCAGGAGAAAAGGGCAUUGUAUGAUGAGACUGGAAUUACUGAUGAUGAUGCACUGGUUGGAGAAGCUGCAGACAAUCUCCAAGCGUACUUCAGAACAGUGUACAGAAAGGUCACAGAAGCUGACAUUGAAGAAUUUGAAGCUAAGUACAGAGGGUCAGACUCUGAGAAAAAGGAUUUAAAGGAACUGUACACAAAAUUUAAGGGCAACAUGAACAGACUUUUCUGCUCUAUGAUUUGCUCAGAUGCCAAGCUUGAUUCUCACCGCUUCAAAGAUAUAAUUGAUCAGGCAAUUGCUGAAGGCGAGCUGAAGUCCACCAAAGUGUAUGCGAAAUGGGCUAAAAAGAUAUCCGAGAUAGAACCACCCACAAACCCAUUGGAGAGGAGAGUGAAGAAAAAGAAGAGCCAGGAGAGCGACCUCAUCCUGGCGAUCUCGCAGCGCAGGGAACAGAGGAAGGAGCGGUUUGACUCUGUUCUGUCAUCUAUAAUGUCCAAGUGUGACGACAACAAGGCGGGCAGCUCAGAGCCCACGGAGGAGGAGUUUGAGCGUGCUCGGCAGAGGCUCGAGAAGAAGCGCGCCAAGGGGCGCAAAUGA
This is a messenger RNA of Triticum turgidum subsp. durum (durum wheat), 858 nucleotides long. Lineage: Eukaryota; Viridiplantae; Streptophyta; Magnoliopsida; Poales; Poaceae. The record is from the annotation of a GenBank genome assembly.